GUUUUGAAGAUUUGGUCGAUUACGUUAACAAUUUUACUAUUGAUGAUGAAAAUGCGACAGCAGUUACUAGAAAAUUAAAACAGAUUAUUAAGUAUGAUGAAGACCGUGAAAUAUCACCUUAUCUCGAUGUGUAUAAAACAGGAAAUUUUAUUGGUACUCCAACAGCAACUUUUCCUCGGGAAACUGAUCACAAUCUUGUGAUCGCAAUGUCUUUGGACCCUUUUGACUCAUAUCCUUUUGGUUGGGCUAUAUGUCUUUAUACUAGUGAUGGAAAGACUAUUCAAAGGUUUCAGAAAGCUGAGUCCAUUCCCAAAUUUAGAGAUAAACCUUUAUCAGCAUUUAUUUGGUUGAUGAAAAAAUUUGUGAAAUUCUUAAAGGAGACUUUCCAAUAUCUAUCUGAUGAAGAAUCUCGAGCAU
Molecule: messenger RNA, 417 nt
Organism: Dentiscutata heterogama
Lineage: Eukaryota; Fungi; Glomeromycota; Glomeromycetes; Diversisporales; Gigasporaceae
Source: the annotation of a GenBank genome assembly